Candida dubliniensis CD36 is the source of this 753-nucleotide messenger RNA. RefSeq lists its product as uncharacterized. Bases 1 to 753 code for a protein of 250 amino acids. The transcript has a single exon. NCBI's taxonomy places the organism in Eukaryota, Fungi, Ascomycota, Pichiomycetes, Serinales, Debaryomycetaceae. Gene Ontology annotation, molecular function: RNA binding. The record is from RefSeq and is a predicted model, not a curated record.
AUGAAACUAGUGUCCAACCAUUCAACACGGGUUCUCGCAAAGGUGAUUGAUUUGUUGAUAACCUUAGACGAGUUCUCGCUAGAGACCAAAAGAGAUAAUGUGCAACCACAAUUAACGAUUGUAAUAGCUACUGCAACACUUCAACACAUUCUACUUGACCUCCUUAAUAAUCCAUUGAUGCGUGUGGCAGAUACAGGAGAAGGUAACCUAACGUUUGGUAAGAGUUUGCCGUUUUCCCACUGGUACUUGACUGUGCACUCGUGUGAGACAAAGCUUGUUGAGAAAAUCUUUACUAUUCAGAAUCUGGUGGAGAAGAAAAUAACCGUCAAGGGGUCUCUAUUAAACGCUUUCCAACUAAAUGGCUGCUACCACCAAGGCCUAAUUACUUGUGAGUGCCGAGGUAUCCAGAACUUCAUCUCAAAAUUCCUAAACUGCGUGGUAAACGAACAACUAAGCAUCUCACCACUUGGUUCACUCAAAGACCUAGAGAUAAGCACGAAAACAGACCCCAAAAGUACUUGGUCUCAAAACAAGUCUAUCACGUUGAUGUACAGUGAGAGUCAAGUAUCCGCCAUUUUAGGAAUAGGCGGACACAAACUCAAUUCCAUCAGAUUCCAAUCAAAAUGCUGGAUAUAUGUGCUGCCUGUUUCUGGUUUCAGGAAACCCAGAACUCAAAGAAUCCAAAUAUCAGGCACAGUUGACAACAUUGCAAUAGCAGUGUAUGAGAUUAAUAGGAUAGUCUCAGGUAAGUAG